AUGAAGUCCAGUGGCCUCCUCCUUCUGGCGCUUCUUGUCCUGGGAACUCUGGCAUCUUGGGCCGUGGAAAGUGCCAGAGAGUCUGUGAAGGGUGGCGAAUGCCCCAGGAGUUUACCAGCCAGUUGCACUGAACUUGAUGAAACUGAAUGCCAAAGUGACUGGAAGUGCUCAGGAAAGAAGAGAUGUUGCGUUGAUAGGUGCAGUAUGAAAUGCCAGGACCCUGUGAAACUCUCAUACCCAGGGACGAAGCCUGGCCGGUGUCCGACAAUAACUGGACACUGCAAGAUGCUGAACCCUCCCAACCACUGUGAGACAGAUGGCGAUUGUACGGACCACUUCAAGUGCUGCGAGGGCAGGUGUGGGAAAGCCUGCUUUGCCCCUGUGUAG
Talpa occidentalis (Iberian mole) is the source of this 387-nucleotide messenger RNA. Its product is annotated as antileukoproteinase-like. The record is from RefSeq and is a predicted model, not a curated record. Gene Ontology annotation, biological process: innate immune response; antibacterial humoral response. Gene Ontology annotation, cellular component: extracellular region. The transcript has 3 exons. The coding region runs from base 1 to 387 and encodes 128 amino acids. Lineage: Eukaryota; Metazoa; Chordata; Mammalia; Eulipotyphla; Talpidae. Gene Ontology annotation, molecular function: peptidase inhibitor activity.